This is a messenger RNA of Dreissena polymorpha, 1864 nucleotides long. RefSeq names its product fibropellin-1-like. Bases 42 to 950 code for a protein of 302 amino acids. The transcript has 13 exons. The record is from RefSeq and is a predicted model, not a curated record. NCBI's taxonomy places the organism in Eukaryota, Metazoa, Mollusca, Bivalvia, Myida, Dreissenidae.
CUCAUGCUAGAUUUCACGGGAAAAAAUCAUGAUUAGAUAGGAUGAAUGACGUAUUCGUUUACAAUUUUAUACUGUUGGUCUGCGUGGCGCACUUGCUACCAGUUAUUUGGUCUGACAGCACGUCAAACAUGCUCCUGCCUUUAGGAAUUUGUCUCGCUCUAACAAGCUUAAGCUGCGUCAACUGUUUGACGCGCCUCCGUUGCACGGAUAUCGUGGGUCCUCGACACUGCAAGGAAGUGACAGAAUGUUCAUUAGGAGAGGUAUGUUAUGCUCAACAGACAACAAACAGAUAUGGACAAGUGCUUUAUGACUUGGGUUGUACAGAGCCAUCGACAUGUUCAAAUCGCUCGCAUGGCAACGACUCGUGUGAGGAAUGCUGUAGUACCGAACUGUGCAACGCAGCGGGAUGUGGUCAGCCCGGCUAUCCGUCCGGUCGAGGUCCAAUAUGCUACAGCUGUUCCUCCCAAUACUCAGAAGGGUCAUGCCACAUAAUCGACUUUUGUAGAAGCAACGAAUUGUGCAUGUCACGCGAAGAGCGAGAGUUUGGUGACACGGUGUACAUCUCGAAAUGUGAAUUGUUGACGCAUUGCCAAAACCUCAAGGGCGAUGUACCAAUAAUAGGCAGGUCAAUUUUGGAUGACUCCAGAUCUUUAACGGAAAUCACGUGUCACAAAUGCUGCCAUAAUGAUCUUUGCAACGCCAAUUGUCGCACUAAAGCGGACUCCUGUGCAUCCAACCCAUGCGUACAUGGAAGAUGUGUCUAUGGAAUGACGGGUUAUACAUGUGUAUGUGAUCCUAUGUUCAAAGGAUACAAUUGCUCAGGGACUACUGUGCAUCAAAACCCUGCGCACAUGGAAGAUGUUACAACAUCGGAACGGAUUAUGCGUGUGUAUGUGACCCGCAUUACACCGAACACAAUUGUUCUGUUCAAUAAAAGAUUGCCUGGAUAAAAGAAACUUCACCAAGGUCAGUGGAGUGUACAGGAUACAACCAGAAGAGAACAAUGAAACAAUCAAUGUCUACUGCGACAUGACAACGGAUGGCGCUGGAUGGACGCAAUCCCUGGUGGUCGACGGACUCACCUCUUCGGUUUCCAGACGAUUGUAACAGCGAAGCCUUGCGGACCUUUGCGACCAACUGCGGGCUCUCGGAGCACUCCAUGGGGAACCACUACAUCCUGAGUGAUCCAAAGAGCAAUGACAUCAACAACAUCGUCAUAGUGAUACCAGAUGACUUGCGAGAUUUCGGCACGUGCGAGAAGAUCGUUCGAGAUCUCAAUGAGAGAUGCAAUAAGGAUUACUUCGACUACUAACGCUAUGUUAACAUCAACCUUGGCUUUUCACGUUUUUUCGUCGUUAUACUCUUCGAUCAGCUUUUUAAUAAGAACUGUAUUUCAGUGCUAUAAAUUAUUACAUUCGUACAAUUGUUUAUCAAAUACGAUACAAUACUUAAGUGUGUUCUAAAGACAAACUAUUUUAACAAACAAUCUGGUCUUAAUGCAUGUAGUGAAAGUGUCAUCCUUGUUCUGCGUGUGUAAUUACUGUCUAAUCAUGGACGACUCUUUCCGCAUUGAGGGAAUUGUUCGUGCUAAAGAUGUCUUCUCUAAACAAAAGUCCAAUAAUAGCGCAAAGUGGUGUCCCUGAUUAGCCUGUUUGGACUGCUCAGAUUAUUUAUUACGACGCUUUACGCACAUGCGUUAAGCCCAGUUUUUCAAGAAUGCUGUUAAUUUAAACAAAACGAAUCGAUUGUUUUCAGACUGAGACCAGGAGCUGUAAACUUUUAUUUGCCGUAAAUAUCUGUAAAUUCCUUAACUGUUUUUUAUGUAUUUAAGGCCGCUUCUGCCAAUAAAUAUUAUCGUCUCGCA